UGCCUUCUCUUCUUUACUCUUCUCUCUCUCAAACUGAGACCAACAAUGGCAGACCGAGAAAGAGAGCGAGACAGAGACCGUGACCGUGAGAGAAUCCGAGACCGCGACCGAGACAGAGACCGACGCCGUGACCGUGACGACCGUGAUCGCGACCGUGACCGUGACCGUGACCGUGUCCGGAGCAAGAGGUCGCGUACGCCGGAGCGCACCAGAGCACGCCACACUCGCUCCCGCACGCGCUCGCCGGACCAAUACCACUCACGCUCCCUCUCCCGCUCCCGCACUCCCGAAGACCGCUCCCACCGGCGCCGCCACCACCACCACCGCAGCCCCUCCCCGGAGUCGCGGAAGCGAGCUCGGCGCGAGCCGACGGUAGAGGCCGAGAAGGACCGGCAGAAGGCGGUGUCGGAAUUCGUGGAGGGGGUUGCGAAGGAGCAGCCGAACAACGGUGGCGGAGAGGGCGGCGGUGCGGACGAGGACGAGAUUGAGAUGAUGAAGAAGCUAGGGAUUCCGGUAGGGUUUGAUUCUACGAAAGGGAAGCCGGUGCCCGGCGCCGAUGUGAGUGGUGUUAGGGCCGUCACGAAGCGCCAGCCGAGACAGUACAUGAACCGCCGCGGUGGAUUUAACCGGCCAUUGCCUGCAGAGCGCAAUCGCUAGAAGACUAUACUGAUCCGCACAGAUUUGAUGUUGAAACUUGAACGGCACCAGCAGGAGUCAAAUCAAUGUGACUGUAAGACUUUUUGGAGAUCAUUGUUAUGAUUUGAGUUGGAGUAACGCAUCUUAUGUUUAAGUCCAACUGAAAAAAAUGAGUAAUAGCCCCAGUAUCGGUGCCUUUAAUUUGUUGUCUGAAUUCAUGAUAUGAACCAAAUUGAAGUGAACCAAUUGAAUAUUUGGGAUGCAUAUAUCUUGAAACUUUUUGCUUUCUAGUUUAUUGGAAAUCUCACUGAUCAAACUCUUUGAAUACCAACCUAUGAUGU
Messenger RNA from Fragaria vesca subsp. vesca, 977 nucleotides. RefSeq lists its product as uncharacterized. The transcript is spliced from 2 exons. Bases 46 to 657 code for a protein of 203 amino acids. Gene Ontology annotation, cellular component: precatalytic spliceosome. Gene Ontology annotation, biological process: RNA splicing. The record is from RefSeq and is a predicted model, not a curated record. Lineage: Eukaryota; Viridiplantae; Streptophyta; Magnoliopsida; Rosales; Rosaceae.